AUGCCUUUCGACGCACGGGAGGCAACCAUCGACUCCGUUCAUCAUGCGCUCUACUCUAGGCUGUCAACAUGUCGGGAAGUUGUAUCUUCAUUUCUUGCGAAUAUCGAAGCUCACAACCACCGGACCAACGCCAUCAUCACACUAAAUCCCAAAGCAUUGGCAAUCGCCGAUGAAAUGGACCGGCGGCUCUCAGCUGGCAAUGCAACUGGGCCUCUUUUCUGCAUUCCAAUACUGCUCAAGGACAACUUCGAUACAGCAGACAUGCCUACUACGGGCGCUAGUCUGGCCUUGGCCCGCUCUCAACCCACAAUAGACGCCCCAAGUGUAACGGCAUUGAAGAAUGCGGGGGCUGUUAUUCUAGGCAAGGUCAAUCUACACGAACUUGCACUCGAAGGUCUCAGUGUCUCCUCAUUCGGAGGCCAGACCAUCAACCCCUAUGACUCCACUCGGACGCCUGGAGGCAGCUCUGGGGGUACUGGAGCAGCAGUUGCCGCUUCUUUCAGUGUAUUAGGCACAGGAACAGACACAGUAAAUUCACUUCGCAGUCCAGCGUCUGCCAACUCGUUAUGCAGCAUUCGUCCUACACGAGGCCUGAUUACUCGAACAGGCAUUAUGCCUAUAUCAUCUACUCACGAUGUUAUUGGACCUAUUGCACGGACUGUCAAGGACGUGGCGACUACACUUACCAUAAUGGCCUCGAUCGGCUAUGAUCCAGCUGAUAAGGCGACUGCCCUCAUACCCAGUUCAAUCCGCAUGCCUGACUAUGCUUCUUCCCUUUCCAGCACUUCCCUCAAGGGCCUACGCAUUGGGGUACUAAACGGUUUAUUUAACCGCUCCAGUUCACCAGAAGUCACGCCCGUAAAUAAUGCCAUGGACUCUGCUAUAUCACGACUGGAAGCUGAAGGAGUAACAAUCGUGCCCAUCAACGAUACUAUCUACAAUGCGACCGACAUUCAAGCCUCUUGGGACGUCCAACGCUUCGAGUUCCGUGAGCUGAUGGACCAGUACCUCCAGCGACCAUCACUACAAGGCAAGCACCCCAACACCCUCAACGAACUCUACUCCCGCAAAUCCGUCAAUGGAUCCGGUAGUGAGUUCCUCGUCAUCCCAGCCGAGUACGAAUACGUCAACACCGCCCUCAUCUCAUCAAUCUCCAACGAAACAUACAACGACCGUCAAGCCGGAAUCCAAAAUCUCACUCUCACCCUUCUCAACACUUUUGCAUCGAACGCCCUCGACGCAAUAAUCUACCCCGCACAGAAAAAUCUCGUUGUCAAAAUCGGCUCCCCCUCGCAAUCCGGACGCAAUGGCAUCCUAGCCGCUCUCACCGGCACGCCCGUCGUCACAGUGCCAGCAGGUUUCUCAGAGCCAAACGAUGAAGCGCCAGUCGGCGUACCAAUUGGCAUGGAAAUCAUGGGUAGGCCGUGGGACGAACAGAAGUUGCUGGGUAUUGCGUAUGCGGUUGAGCAGUUGCUCAGGGCGCGUAGGAGCCCGGAGUGGGCGCGAGAAAAGGUCGAGGUGCCUGAGUAUCAGAGUGUACCGGUUAUCAUGCCAGACAGGGGUAAUAUAUCGGAUGCGUAUCCGCUUGGUACGUUGGGGUGA
Molecule: messenger RNA, 1602 nt
Organism: Bipolaris zeicola 26-R-13
Lineage: Eukaryota; Fungi; Ascomycota; Dothideomycetes; Pleosporales; Pleosporaceae
Exons: 1
Coding region: 1-1602 (533 amino acids)
Source: RefSeq, a predicted model, not a curated record